This is a messenger RNA of Mizuhopecten yessoensis (Yesso scallop), 4727 nucleotides long. RefSeq names its product folliculin-interacting protein 2-like. The coding region runs from base 6 to 3416 and encodes 1136 amino acids. The record is from RefSeq and is a predicted model, not a curated record. Gene Ontology annotation, molecular function: ATPase inhibitor activity; protein-folding chaperone binding. NCBI's taxonomy places the organism in Eukaryota, Metazoa, Mollusca, Bivalvia, Pectinida, Pectinidae. Gene Ontology annotation, cellular component: cytoplasm. The transcript has 20 exons.
CAAGUAUGUUUGCGAAUGUGUAUUUUACCUUUUGGCUGCUAUAUUUUCAUAUGCAGGUACGUCUAUACUACCAAUCUCCACAACAAGGGUCAACAGACGUAUAUCACAAUCAUGCAUGUUUUGAUUGCCAAAAAAUGUGGAAGACACCAAAAUUUGACCCAGAUCAGAUUCGACUGGUGAUUUAUGCAGAUAAUGAAAGAGAUAGAACCUUACUGUUUGACUCCAAGGCUGUCAAAAGGAAUGUUGAGCCUCGGCAAAAAUGCUGUCAUGGCCUAAGAAGAUUUGUUUCACCCAAAACGAAAUUAUGUGUACCGAGCGAACAGGUGUGUGGAGGACGGCAGUCAUCAAAAUUCCUGUUCACCAAGCCAGGAUCAGAUGUACAGAGUCUGGAGGAGAUCAUGUUUGGCAGUGUUGGAAUGGCAUACACUGGGUCCUCCCUCAAAGUCCAUUUGACUAAGUCUCCUCCUCAAUUGAUGCUGACAAAGGUAUUUGUGCCUGAAGCACCAAAAAGAGAAUCAUCGGGAAGUGAACUGGAUUCUGACUCCCUCAGCCUUCAAAGUCACUCAGAUCCCUCUGAACCUAAACCUAUAUCUUGUGCUGAUAGAAAUGGAGGCUAUUUGGCGGAAAGUGUUCCGAUGGAUGUGCCCCUGCCAUCUCACUCUAAACGAGCAAGCUUUGAUAUCAUUGACGAAGACAGUGGUUUGGCAUCACUAACCUCCAGUGGUAGUUUUCAUACCCCAUUCCCAUCGCCUGGAAGUAAUGCUAGUAGUUACAGCAGCAGCUACAACAGCCUGCACCGACGUUGGAUGAGGGUUCAGUAUACGUCCCUAGAGAGUGGACUGAAGAAACGAAACUCACAGGACAAUUUGGUAGCACAUGAGCAGAGUUUUUCAUCAUGCACAACAUCUUCAACAACUAACAAGAAGCAGUCAAAAAUUGCCUUGGGUAUCUUGUUUGGACUAGAAGAAGACAAGGAUUGUUCCGGAGUCAACAGGUGUUUUGAGAAUUUCUUCUUCUCCCACAUUACGCUAUUCGAGGGCCACCUGGACAAACUGAAAGCUGGUGUGAGCCACGCCUACUACAAUAGGAAGCAGUUUGUACACAUUGUCAUGGAGGCUUUGGAAAACUUUCGUAGAGAUGUUCAGGACUUGUACACAACACCACGUCUAUCUGAGCCAGUGUGGCUGAACAUGAUGUCUCACAGUAGCUACAGAUAUGUCAUGUGUGAAAAGUUCAUGAAACAGUUUAUGUUCCUCGUCUCUAAAUAUGAUAACAAGAGCACAAAUUUUUUUAUGAGCACCUUGGUAACGGCAGUUCUCACUCAUCACCUGGCCUGGGUUCCUACAGUUACACCAGCUGGUGGUACCUCUAUCAGGACCUACCUACACAACCACACACCAAACUGGGUGGACACAUUUGCUAAAACACAUCCUUACAAUCCUCUGUGGGCUCAACUUGGUGACCUGUAUGGAGCUAUUGGAUUCCCUCUGAAGUUGGCAAGGACAGUGGUAGUGGGCAAAAAAGCUGAUCUAGUGAAAAAAAUACUGUACAUUCUCACAUACUUUAUUCGAUGUAGUGAUGUUCAUGAAAACGAUGAGUUGGGAUCAUUAAAAUCCUGCCUCGAUGAUCUGACUUUUGAGAUGGAAAGUGAAAGACAGGAUAUAACACCCAUCUUAGAAAAACAACCAGAUUUCUUUUUACCUGUAAGAGAGGAAAAUUCAGGAAGUAGGAUUAGGCAAGGGGAGACAAACUUUGGUAAAGAAAGAGAAGAAGCAGCUUUGAGUUCGCCUAGAAUAAGAGAAGGAAAUCAUGACAAAUCAUGUAGACAAAGGUCAGAAUGUUCUAAGGAUGGAGAAAAGAAAAAGAGUGGAUCUACAUCAUCUUGUGAUAGAGAGAAGCAUCAGAAUCCAUGUGAUAGUGGUAAAGUAAAGCUAUUGUGUUCCCCUAAAGGAUGUGUUCGACAGAUUAGUGUGGAAACGGAGUUAAGAAGGAUUAGUAAGGAAUAUGAAGAUAUUAUUCCAAAAACAAUAAAAAGUGUUCAAAAAAAUGAUCUCCACUUACGUCUGUCCGAUGACAGCUCACUGACUGACGAGGGUUACCAUUCAAUUCUUCAACCAGACCAUGGGUACUCCUCCCUUCAGAGGCCGUGUAGUUUGUCAGUGUCUCAGAUAGUGGAAACUGUGCCUGUAGAAAAUAUCAAGAAUGUUUCCAGAUCUGCGGAGAUUCUCAGUAGUGACUUUAUAGAAAUCCCUACCCCUAACCCAGUGAAACCCCAGGCAUUGUCACCGUCCAGUUCAUGUAGUGUGUCCAGACUCUCACAGAAACUCUUAGAAGAAGAGGAAUCCUCCUCCAGAAAGGAUGUGACAGAGAUGCCUACUGCCAAAGUCUCAGAUAUAAGGACGAGGUAUCUUGAAGAAGGAAGUAAUAGCAUGUUUGAUGAAUAUUUUACAGACCCCAGUAUUGAAACUAAAACUAUAGAUAAUCUAGAUGCUAAGGAUAGGAUUAUUAGUUUCCCACUUGUUAAGUCGGAAUCCAUCAGAAGCUCUACAGACAGUAUUAUAAGAGAACUGGCAGGCUGUGCUAAUAGUCCCACAGCAGAGCUACAAGGUACUCAUGAAAAUCGCCUCGGCUCAUUUGGUGGAGGAAUACGUCCUCGUAUCUCAUCAUUUUCUCGCCAGUAUAGCACAGACAGAAAUCAUAUCUCUGGCCGUCCCAACUCCCUUGCACCUGGAAGAUGCAGAUCUGUCACUCCCACUGAGCUUAGUAGGCGGCGCCACCUCUCCUCUACAAGUAGCUAUGAUGUAGAUUUAUCUGAUCCUACAUCAGGCUGUAAAGAACUGGACAUGCCCAAUUUCAGUGGUGAACUCAGCAGCAGCAGUAUCAAGGUAUUUGACCGCAACUUUGGACGGUCAUUGAUGGCAGGAUACUCUGAUCAUUACCUUUCCGACUUCGUUUUACAUGGCACGUCAGAAAACAGCUUCCAUGAGAAGCUUCGUAGUGAUCUGGAAGUCGCUGUUCAGCAUUCUGUAUUGGAUGAGCCCAUAGGUGAAGCAGUGUGUAUCAUAGCCGACACUGACCAGUGGUGUGUUAAUGUGGCGAGCAGUAGGGAUGUUGACAAGCCUUUUGAACCCCUCACCAAGCCUGUGAUAGCCUCCCAACUUGUGUGUAAUCUCAUGGAGGGAGUCCUUCAGCUUUGUAAACUAAAGAUGAGUUCAGAAUUUUGUCUCAUGCAUUUAGAAGAUAGACUGCAGGAAAUUUUCUUCAAGAGCAAAAUGUUGGCAGAAUAUCUGAAGGAUGUAAAGAAGUGUAAUAUCAAAGAACUCACACAGCUUCUAGGGUUUGAGCCAGGUGAUCUUCCAUUACUGGUGGCCAUAGCAGGAACCCACUCUCCUCAUCUUUCCUUGGGAGUCAUCUAGGUCACAGGGGUCACCUAAGUCAUAGGUCAGGGGUUAUCUAGCUGUCAACGCUCUUUUAGCAAGAGUAAAAAUGACUGUCAGUUGAAGAUCUUGUUUUUGACUAUUUGUAACGUUAAAUAAACAGAGCUUUAUCAAUGAAUUCAAGGUCUGUCUGCAGUCACCAGGUCUUGCACUACAAAACCUAGGUCUUUCCAAGGAUUUAUAUUUUGUAACUUCUGAAUCUGAAUAUGUCAUGAAAGCUAGUUUUAUGGUGCAAUACAUGUGAUACAUAAAUUCAUAGAUACAUUAUGUCAUACAUUUAAUUUUAUAGCUACUUAUUCAUUAGUUGUCAGGGAAAAGGAGAAGCAAAACUAAUACAGAAAAAAAUCCAUAUAGCUGCCCAAAAUAUAAAUCAACUAUCAUCAAUUAUAUUAUCCUCUAAUUUGCUAGAUACCACCUUCAUUUAAAUAAGUCCUGUUAAUAAUGUACCAGUAUUGCUGACCUUUUCAGGAUAUGACUCAUUAUCAGCAUAGCAUUGUUUUUGCAGCAGUACAAAGAGCGUAUACAUAAGUUAACUUACAGAGGGAAAGAAUGGAAAUGAUCUCAGAUUGAUUUGUAUUAUUGUAUGAUACCAGAUUGUGAUAUCUUUUGUGUAAUUGUAUGUGAUUGAUAUGACUGGGUGAAGAGAUUCUAGGCUGUCUAUAGGAUAACCACACUUUGUGGAGAAUCAGAAUCACAUUCUUCACCUGGUGAUAAACUGAAUAAAGUGGAAUCUCAUUAAUCCAGAAAAGUGAAAUUAUCAAACAUUAUUUAAUGUAUAUGUCAUUUCCUGUUUUAGUUUUCAAUUCCAAUUACGGAACAGUUCAGGAACAAAUUUUCGGAUUAAUGAGGUUCAACUGUACAACCUUAAAAUACUGUACAUGUGUCUAUUUUAGUGCUUCCUGCACUGACCCUGAAUCUUAGUGAAGUACAGCACUAAAAUUCUGUAUGUAGCAUGCACAUGUAAUACAUUCAAAGAAAAUAUAAUAACCCAUAUUUAUACAUAUGUGAUACUUCCAUAUGUUUCAAUUAGUGGUAAAAAGCUAUAAAAUGACCAGUCUCCAACAUACAUUAUGAUAUUGAGAAUUCAGUUUGUGGUAACAUUUUGGCAUAGUAAACAGUUAAUGUCGGGGAAGGUUAUAUUACAUCUGGCCACUAUAUAAUACAAAUGGAUAAGCGGCAGUUCAGUUUCAGACUUUUGGAAUGGAUAUGAGAAAAGAAAUUAUCCUCUGAUAUGUUGAUGCACGCUAAAGAUUGCACAAGUACUGUUCUUUGUUCUCAAUUUUGUUUGUU